AAUCAAGAAGCAAAAAUAUCAAAACCUGAGCAACAGAAUUGCGAAGAGAGAAAGAAAGAGAGAGAGCGUAGACUCAGUCAGUUAUCUACUGAUUGAGUCAAUUCGGUAUGGAGGAGAACCGGAAGACUCGGAUAUUGGUGGCGGUCAAACUGACGCAGUCGAGUAGUGGCAAAGGCUAUCCCUACGCCUCGGAAAGCAGCAAAGCAGUGUUCGAAUGGAUACUUACGAACAUCGUUCGCACUAACGUUACUCGUUUCGAACUUCAACUCCUCCAUGUCCAUAGUCCACAUUCUCCUUAUACAAAAGAUUUCGAAGCGGUUAAAAUGAUGGAAUAUUUUGGCAGCAGAUGUCAGAGGAUUUCGGUUGGAUUUAGCUCAGAAAUCAGGCUUGGUGAUGAUCCUAAAAUAGCGAUAUGCAAUGAAGUGAAACGAGUCAAUCCUGAUUUGCUUGUCAUGGGAACUACUCCAACUCCUUUUUCUUUUCAAAGGGUUUUUAGGCGUAACGUGAGUGUGAUUACUGAAUAUUGCUUGAAGCAUGCCGAGUGUCAUGUUACGAUUGUUGAAGCCAGAGCAGAUGACCAGAGUUAGGUUUUAUUCAAACUUUGUACUGUUGGUUGACGUUUUUGCAUUUGUUGAUAAUUCUACAAUGAUGUAAAAGACUCUUACCAUUUGAGAGAAUUUU
This is a messenger RNA of Mangifera indica (mango), 681 nucleotides long. RefSeq names its product universal stress protein A-like protein. The coding region runs from base 108 to 587 and encodes 159 amino acids. The transcript is spliced from 4 exons. The record is from RefSeq and is a predicted model, not a curated record. NCBI's taxonomy places the organism in Eukaryota, Viridiplantae, Streptophyta, Magnoliopsida, Sapindales, Anacardiaceae. Gene Ontology annotation, molecular function: AMP binding.